AUUUUAUUGUCUAUAAAAUGUCUGCUUCAGGUGCAGGAAGGAAGUUGUUCAAAUAUCACCUUGAAAAGAACAUCAAAUACAGAAAUGAGAGACCACUCUUCUUCAGAAGAAUGAAUAGAUGGAGAAAUGAUAGUCACGAUUUUGCUCUCCCAGUCUCAAAGAUUGGAUACCUCACUGGAUACUUCAAAUAUGGCGCUUUCGCCUUUAUGUCUUGGCACUACUCAAAGAAAAUCUUUUCGAGAGGAAAUCAUGGGCAUCAUGAACACCAUGGAGAAGGACACCAUUAAAAAUCAAUAAUAGAAUUGUAA
Moneuplotes crassus is the source of this 308-nucleotide messenger RNA. Lineage: Eukaryota; Ciliophora; Spirotrichea; Euplotida; Euplotidae. The record is from the annotation of a GenBank genome assembly.